Vitrella brassicaformis is the source of this 723-nucleotide messenger RNA. Lineage: Eukaryota; Vitrellaceae. The record is from the annotation of a GenBank genome assembly.
AUAGGAAGAGCAGCUAUCAGAAGACUAGCUACCUACUUCCGAGCUGAUUAGAAGAUAGGAAUCGCUGCUUCUGAGAGUGCUGCACUGAUAUCUGCCCGGAGAGUCUGACUUGGAGACGCCGCUCAGUGCUUCAACAACACGGGGUUGUUGGGGCUUCCCGCAUCGUGAAUUCAUUCUUAUCGAAGGACAAAAAGCCAGCGAAGGCACGACAAGAGGCAGAAAGAUCCUGUAAGAUCAGCUGCACGCACUCACUGGGGAGGCAAUGAUCAAUUAAGUUUUUGUUGUGUUGUGGUGUAUCAUGCAGAUGGGGCUCGCCUUCUCGUCGUGGUUCUCGUGCGGAGUGACCGAUUGUGUGAGGGUAUGUAUGUGAGACACGCAUACACGACUGGACACCCACCCCGUGUGUGUAUUGUCUGUCUCAUGCAGACGGAUCACUGCAAAGGAGACGUAGACGAGCUGCAGUGGUUCGUUCGCGACCACCUGCCAUCGCCCUCGGGGGCGGUCUUCGCCGACACCAUUCCCUCGUCCACCGAUCCACUGGACCGCGAACUCCUUCUCUUCUCCCUCACGGCCAACACUGCCGCCUUCAGGUGGCUGCUGGACAUGGGAGCCAACCCUAAUGUGUGCGACAGCAAGGGCAGUUCGUGCCUGCACGCCGCUGCACGGUCGGGAGGAUUGGGCGUCGUACGGGAGCUGGUGCUGAAAGGGGGGCGCGUGGGAUAG